Osmerus eperlanus (European smelt) is the source of this 7434-nucleotide messenger RNA. It is a transcript of the gene dock11, whose product is annotated as dedicator of cytokinesis 11. The coding region runs from base 80 to 6331 and encodes 2083 amino acids. The record is from RefSeq and is a predicted model, not a curated record. Gene Ontology annotation, molecular function: guanyl-nucleotide exchange factor activity. Lineage: Eukaryota; Metazoa; Chordata; Actinopteri; Osmeriformes; Osmeridae. The transcript is spliced from 54 exons. Gene Ontology annotation, biological process: small GTPase-mediated signal transduction; positive regulation of filopodium assembly; positive regulation of GTPase activity.
GCAUCUGUCACAACCGCUGCUGCUCGGUACCGCGGCAUGCUUACACCGGGACAAAGGUAGUUUUAAAGAGAAAGAUACAAUGUCCGAGGUGCGAAAAUUCACCAAGAGGUUGAGUAAACCUGGGACGGCAGCGGAACUCAGACAAAGCGUCUCGGAGGCUGUGAGGACAUCGGUGGUCGUGGAGCAGCCCAAAAUCAUCGAGCCGUUGGACUACGAGAACGUGGUGUUCCAGAGGAAGGCUCAGAUCCACAGCGACCCCCACAGAGACCUGCUGCUCUGCCCCGCCGACGAUGUCUCGGAGUCCCAGAUCUCUCGCCAGAGGCGGACCCUGGUUCCCUCCGUGCCCCAGAAUGCAGAGCGAGAAGCCCAGAGUCUGUUUGCCAAAGAGUGCAUCAAGAUGUACAACACGGACUGGCACAUCAUCAAUUACAAAUACGAGGCCUACUCCGGAGACUUCCGGAUGCUUCCAAAUAAAGGCCUGAAGACCGACAAGCUGCCGCCUCACGUGUUCGAGAUCGAUGAGGACUUUAAAGAUGAGGACACAGCGUCUCUGUGCUCCCAGAGGGGAGGCAUCAUGAAGCAGGGCUGGCUGCAGAAGGCCAACAUCAACAGCAGCCUGUCUGUCUCCAUGAGGGUUUUCAAGAGGAGAUACUUCUACCUGUCCCAGCUGCCCGACGGCUCCUACAUCCUCAACUCCUACAAGGACGAGAAGAACUGCAAGGAGACCAAAGGCUCCAUCUACCUGGACUCGUGUAUAGAUGUCAUCCAGAGCCCUAAGAUGCGUCGGAACGGCUUUGAGCUGAAGAUGCAGGAGCGCUACAGCCACUUCCUGGCUGCGGACAGCGAGGCGGAGAUGGAGGAGUGGGUCGUGACGCUGAAGCAGGCCCUGCUCAGCAGCUCUGAGGCCGGCUCCGACCGCAGGAACGGGGGGGACUCUCUGGACUGUGUCCUGGACGAGGACAGCACGAGCCAGGGGAGGGGAGAGAGUCUGCUGGAGAGUGUGGGAAGAAGUCUUCACCCUGAACUGUUGAAGUACGCCAGGGAGACAGACCAGCUCAAUAAAAUCAACAGGAACGAGGGAAGACAAAAGCUGUUCUCCCUGGACCCCGAGACGCAGCGUCUGGACUUCUCCGGCAUCGAGCCGGACGUGAAGCCGUUCGAGGAGCGUUUCGGCCGGCGCAUCGUGGCCAGCUGCCACGACCUGACCUUCAGCCUGCAGGGCUGCGUCAGCGACAAGGGAGACGGGGUCCUCACCAACGUGGAGCCCUUCUUCAUCAGCCUGGCUCUGUACGACGUGUCCAAGAGCUGCAAGAUCUCCUCCGACUUCCACGUGGACCUCAACCCAGCCUGCGUGAGGGACAUGCUGGCGGAGGGCCCGCCCGCCCUGCUCUCCCCCUCCGACUCUGACGGAGGACUGGGGGAGGAAGGGGGAGCGCCGAACGGAGACGGAGGGAGAGGGAACAGCGUGCCCGUCCUCCAGAGGGUGCCCGAGGCGCUGCUGCGCUUCCCCACUCAGGGUAUUUUCUCAGUGACCAACCCCCACGUGGACAUCUUCCUGGUGGCUAGGAUCGAGAAGGUGCUCCAGAACGGCAUCACCCACUGCGCCGAGUCCUACAUUAAGACCUCGGACGUCCCCAAGACUGCUCAGAAGGUGCUGAAAGCUGCCAAGCAGGCGUGCCAGCGUCUGGGCCAGUACAGGAUGCCCUUCGCCUGGGCUGCCAAGCAGGUGUUUAAGGAUGGCCAAGGUGGUCUGGAUAUGGAUGGGAAGUUUUCCCCCCUCUAUCGCCAGGACAGCAGCAAGAUCUCCACCGACGACCUCAUCAAAAUGCUGGCCGACAUCAGGAAGCCAGAGAAGAGCAAGCUGCAGACCAUCCCAGGCCAGCUGAACGUCAUCAUAGAGUGUGUGCCACCCGACUUCUCAAACACGGUCACAUCGUCCUACGUCCCCGUCAAGCCCUUUGAGGAGGGCUGCGAGCGGGUGAGCGUGGAGAUGGAAGAGUUCCUCCCGGAGGAGGCCAAGUACAGCUACCCCUUCACCGCCUACAAGAACCAGCUGUACAUCUACCCCCAGCAGCUCAAAUACGACAACCAGAAGACCUUCGCCAAGGCCAGAAACAUAGCGGUGUGUAUCCAGUUCCGAGAUUCUGACGAGGAAGGAGCGGCCCCUUUAAAGUGUAUCUACGGCAAGCCGGGAGAGUCAAUGUUCACCAGCAGCGCCUACGCGACCGUUCUGCACCACAACCAGUGUCCGGAGUUCUACGACGAGGUGAAGAUUGAGCUACCGGUGCACGUGCACGAGAAACACCACAUCCUAUUCACCUUCUACCACAUCAGCUGUGAGGUCAGCAGCAAAGCCGGCACCAAAAAGAGAGAGGGGGCAGAGUCCCUGGUGGGCUACUCCUGGGCUCCCCUUCUGAAGGAGGGCAGGAUGCAGUCCAUGGAGCUCCAGGUGCCGGUGUCUGCCACCCUGCCCGCUGGCUACCUGUAUGACAGGAACCUGGACCCCAAGAAGUCUGCGCCAGAUAUCAAGUGGGUGGACAACUCCAAGCCCCUUUUCAGAGUGAGGACCCACGUGGCGUCAACGAUCUAUGCACAGGACCUGCAUCUCCACAAGUUCUUCCAGCACUGCCAGCUGAUGUGCUCCUCUGCGGAGGGCAGCCCUGCUGAGCUCAUAAAGUACCUGAAGUGUCUGCAUGCCAUGGAGACUCAAGUGAUCAUCAGAUUCCUGCCUACCAUUCUGAUGCAGCUGUUUGAGGUCCUCACCACGGCAACCAACGAGGCCCAUGAGAUCGCUGUCAACUCCACCCGAGUGAUCAUACAUAUAGUCUCUCGGUGUCAUGAGGAAGGGUUGGAACACUACCUGCGCUCCUUUCUCAAGUACGUUUUCGUGACCAAAAGCUGCACGUCCGGGAAAUCGUCUUCCACCCACGAAGUCCUCGCCACCGCGGUCACUGCCAUCCUCAAACAGACGGCUGACUUCAACACCAGCAACAAGCUGCUCAAGUACUCCUGGUUCUUCUUUGAAACCUUGGCCAAGUCAAUGGCGCUGUACCUGCAAGAGGGCAACAGGAUGAAGAUGCCGCGAGCCCAGAGGUUUCCGGAGAGCUUCCACCAGGCCCUGCAGUCCCUGCUGCUCUCCAUCAUGCCUCACAUCACCAUCCGCCACCCUGAGAUCCCAGACGAGGCCCGCCAAGUCAACCUCAGCCUGGCCGCCUUCAUCAAGAGGUGCCUGACCUUCAUGAAUCGAGGCUUCGCGUUCAGCCUCGUCAACGACUACAUGUGCGGCUUCUCUCUCAAAGACCCCAAGGUUCUGACGGAGAUGAAAUUUGACUUCAUGAUGGGUGUGUGUAACCACGAACACUACAUCCCCCUGAAUCUGCCCAUGGCGUUUGGACGCACAAAGCUCCAGAGGGUGCAAGAUUUUAUUUCGUAUGCGACGGAGCUUUUUGGCGCAGUAGACCAGAGCCUGGAGUUCAGCCUGACGGAGGACUACUGUAAGAACCACUUCCUGGUGGGCCUGCUCCUGAGGGAGGUGGCCGAGGGCCUGCAGGCCGGGCCCGAGGUCAGACAGCUGGCUGUGGCCGUGCUGAAGAACCUGCUCAUCAAACACGCUAUGGACGACCGCUACGCCCUGUACAAGAACCAGCAGGCCCGGAUUUGCCUGCUGUACCUCCCGUUGCUGGAGCUGCUCUACCAGAACAUGAAGCAGCUGUCUGCCCAGCAGCCCACCUCCAGCUCAGGCCUGGCCUUCAACGGAUCCAGAGACGACUCGAUGUCGACGGGCUCCAUGGACAGCCGCAGGACCAGCAUGGCAAUCGAGAAGGACCCCGGUCAGAACGGCCACGUGAGGAGAGAAGAUUCCAGAGGAUCCUUGUUUAUGGACCCUGGCACCCCAGACAGUCAUGAGCUGCACAGACGUGGCUCCACCAUGAGCAGCACCCUACCUCCCAUUGGUCGACUGGGCCAGUACGAGAUCAAAGGACUGCUGUUCUGCUUCCUACACAUCAUCAGGACCGUGACUGAAGAGACUCUGCUGGCAUACUGGAACAAAGCCAACCCACAAGAUGUCAUGAACUUCCUCAGUCUGCUGGAGACAUGCGUGGUGCAGUUCCGCUACGUUGGGAAGAGGAACAUUGGCAGGAGCCAAGAUGCCUGGGUGUCCAAGCUGUUCUCUCCAGACAGGAAGUCUCAGACCAUGCCUGUGAUGCGCUGCCGGAACAGCUUCAUGCAGACCAAGAUGCAGCAGUUCAGCACCAUGGACACCUCUCUCACUCUCAACAUCGGGAUGGGGCCGUCUGAGGCCGAGGUCCACCACCAAGCUGUGCUCGAAGGCAACAUCUCCACCGAAGCGUGUCUCAGUGUGUUGGACGUCCUUUCGCUCUUCACUCAGAACUUCAAGACCCAACUGCUGGACAGCGACGGUCAGAACCCCCUGAUGAAGAAACUCUUUGACAUCUACCUGACCUUCCUCAAGGUCGGCCAAUCAGAGGCCGCCCUCCGUCACGUGUUUGCCUCCCUCAGGGCAUUUAUAAACAAAUUCCCGCCGGUGUUGUUUAAGGGCCGUGUGACGCUGUGCGCGGCGCUGUGCUACGAGGUACUUAAGUGCUGCGUGUCCAAGAUGGCGUCCCUCAGGGCGGAGGCCUCAGCCCUGCUGUAUUUGCUCAUGAGGAACAACUACGACUACACCAAGAGGAAGACCUUCCUACGCACACACCUGCAGAUUAUCAUCGCCGUGAGCCAGCUCAUCUCAGACGUGGCCCUGACUGGCAGCUCUCGCUUUCAGGAGUCGCUCUCCAUCAUCAACAACUUUGCCAACAGCGACAAGGCCAUGAAGUCGACAGCCUUCCCAUCGGAGGUGAAGGGCCUGACCAAGCGCAUCAGGACAGUGCUGAUGGCCACGGCCCAGAUGAGGGAGCACGAGAAGGACCCCGAGAUGCUGCUGGACCUCCAGUACAGCCUGGCCCGGUCCUACGCCAGCACGCCCGAACUCAGGCGCACCUGGCUGGACAGCAUGGCCCGGGCACACAUCAAAAAUGGAGACCUGUCCGAGGCUGCUAUGUGCUACGUCCAUGUGGCUGCCUUGGUGGCAGAGUACCUUAACAGAAAGAAGCUUUUCCCCAGCGGCUUGGCAGCCUUCAAAAGGAUCACCCUGAACAUAGAGGAAGAGGCUGCCAUGAAGGAAGACACAGGGAUGCAGGAUGUCUACUACUCUGAAGAGGUGUUAGUGGAACGCCUGGAGCUGUGUGUGGAGGGAUUGUGGAAGGCCGAGCGAUAUGAGCUCAUCACACACAUUGCCAAGCUCCUCAUCCCCGUGUAUGAGAAAUGCCACGAGUUUCAGAAGCUGAGUAGACUGUACGACACGCUGCACCGGGCCUACAACAAGAUCCUGGAGGUGAUGCACUCAGGCAGAAGACUCCUGGGGACCUACUUCCGAGUAGCCUUCUACGGACAGGGCUUCUUUGAAGAGGAGGAUGGAAUCGAGUAUGUGUACAAGGAGCCAAAGCUCACAGGGCUGUCCGAAAUCUCCCAACGUCUCCUUGCGCUCUACGGAGAUAAGUUUGGAGCCGAAAACCUUAAAAUCAUACAGGACUCCAACAAGGUCAACCCCAAAGACCUAGAUCCCAAGUUUGCGUACGUCCAGGUCACCUUCGUCAAGCCCUACUUCGAGGAAAAGGAGGCUCCAGAGAAGAAGACGGACUUUGAGAAGUGCCACAACAUCAACCAGUUUGUGUUCGAGACGCCGUACACACUGAACGGAAAGAAACACGGAGGAGUGGAGGAGCAGUGCAAGAGGAGGACUGUGCUCAAAACGGCCAACACGUUCCCCUAUGUGAAGAAGCGUGUGGAGGUGAUGGGGGAGAAACACGUGGAGCUGAAGCCGGUGGACGUUGCCAUAGACGAGAUGAGGGCUCGCACGGCCGAGCUCCACAAGCUGUGCUCCAGCCAGGAGGUGGACAUGAUCCAGCUGCAGCUCAAACUGCAGGGCUGUGUCUCUGUACAGGUGAACGCUGGGCCCAUGGCUUAUGCCAGAGCCUUUCUGGAUGAUUCAAAAACCAACCUGUCCAACACCAAGAAAGCGAAAGAGCUCAAGGAAAUAUUUAGGCGGUUUGUCCAGGCCUGCAGCAUGGCACUCGACAUCAACGAGCGUCUUAUCAAGGAGGACCAAUUUGAGUACCAUGAAGGUCUGAAAACCAACUUCAAGGAUAUGGUCAAGGAGCUGUCUGACAUAAUCCAUGAACAGAUCUACCAGGAGGACAUGAUGCGCUCCCUGCUUCAGAACUCCAUGCAUGUGUUUCGUGCCAUCAGUGGAACUUCAACAGACCUUGGCUAGUCCAGUCCUUCUGUGCCAUCAUCUUGCCUUAAAACAGAAUCUCCUUGGUCUUUAUGUCUUCUACAGACCUUCCAGAGUUACUGUAUGUGUUUUAGGAACGGCACCUUUGAGUUGGACAUGGACAACACUUUGACCUUGCAGGCCCCUCUUUCUUAUGCCUAGUUACCUAGUUAUGUCCAACAAAAUAUAAUGGGUUUGAAAUACAGAGCAGUAUUGAGAUAUCUCUGUCUAGACUGUGGAGUGGAAUGUAUGAGAGCAAAGUGACACUGUACAUACAAAUGUUAGCAUGUCAACCUGAUGUUAUGAGUCACAUCUGUAAGAUGACUUUGCACUUUCGUGGGAAUGGUAUGUUUUUAUUUUACUUUUAGUGGCCAGGAUACUUGGUCUUAUUGUACGUUUGACAGAACUCUAUGCAGACAACAGUACUCACUACCUCUGUGUUUUCCAGUGUCAACCAGACCUCAGGCUGUAAGCUACAGAAAACUCUUGUUUGCCUUACAUGCUAGUUCUGUAUGUGUUUGAGGACAGUGAGGUCUGUGUAUGGAUGCAUCAUAUGCCAAUUACUCUGAGCGAAACUAAGAAUGUGGCUUUGCUGUUGUCUGUGUAAUAAAGCCUAUGGGAUGGUGUCAUUUCACCAUGAGCUUAUCUUAUAACUGAACUGAUUGUGUGCUGUACACACUAUCAUUUUUUCAUUAGAAAUGCUGUGCAGUUGCUUACAGCUUACUGAGGUUUUAAGGAGCCAUUCUGUCUCCCUAUGGUAUGUUGUGCCCCAUCCUCAGUCUCUUCUAUUUCGUUACAAGUUCUAGAACUCAGUAAAGUGCUGUUUGUCCAGUAUUUCACAAGUGCUACACUGAAAUGAACAGAUAGAUGAUAAUAUGCAAAUGUGUAUAAUAUAUUGUUAUGCUGUAAAUGAAUACACUUUAUCUGUGUAUGUAUGUGAGUAUUUAUAUUUGUAUUAUCUUGGACAAAUAACAGGUCCAAAAUGUGGUCUAGUAAGAUAAAUGUUAAUUGUGUUUUUUAUUUGAAUUUUUAAUUGCAUUGUGAGUACAACAGCUUAUCAAUCAUACUUUGUAAAAUCGUUGAUGAUUAAAAGAUUUUUGCAU